UGCGAGUUAGCAGGUCCUCUCCAGCCAUGGCUGCUCAUGUGGAUCCGCUGGUGGUGGGGAGGGUGAUCGGUGACGUGGUGGACCUGUUCGUGCCGACGGUGCCCUUGUCGGUGCGCUUCGGCACCAGGGACCUCACCAACGGCUGCGAGAUCAAGCCACCUAUCGCCGCCAACAUGCCCGCCGUCCAGAUCGCCGGCAGGGCCAACGACCUCUUCACCCUGCUCAUGACUGACCCAGAUGCUCCGAGCCCCAGCGAGCCGAGCAUGAGGGAGUUGCUCCACUGGUAAAUUCUCGAUCACUUUUUCACUUGCCAGGUGGUGAUUUUCUGCCUCCUUGUCAGCAUGUACCGCGUUUGCUGUGAGACGGUGGUGCCGUACGUGGGCCCGCGGCCGCAGGUGGGCAUCCACCGCUACGUGCUGGUGCUGUUCCAGCAGAGGGCCCGCAUGAAUGCCCCGCCGCCGAUGGCCAUGGUGGGAGAGGCGGCGCGCGCCAACUUCACCACCCGCGCCUUCGCCAGCCGCCAUGACCUGGAGCUCCCGGUCGCCGCCAUGUACUUCAACGCUCAGAGGGAGCCCGCCAACCGCCGCCGCAACUACUGAGACCGUGCCGCCGGCUGAUCGACGGUGAUGAACCAAGAAGCUUAUUAAGCCAGCCGCCGUCGUCAGUGUCCAAUGCAAGAAGACGACGAUGAAAAGCUUCCUACAUGUCGUGUUGUCUUCCUUGAAUAAUUAAGCUGAACUGUGCUUGGGACUUGUCCCGUUAAUGUACCCUAUCAACUUGUGGUGCUUAAUUUGUUUAAUUAUUUAUGAUAA
This is a messenger RNA of Setaria italica (foxtail millet), 812 nucleotides long. Its product is annotated as protein MOTHER of FT and TFL1 homolog 1. The transcript has 3 exons. The record is from RefSeq and is a predicted model, not a curated record. Lineage: Eukaryota; Viridiplantae; Streptophyta; Magnoliopsida; Poales; Poaceae.